UUGGGCACCGGUAUAAUCCGCUUCUAGCUCGCCUCGAGGCAUGGGCAUUUGGGAUCGUGACUUCUCCGGCUUGAAUCCUGCAUGGGGGGGGGACCUGAAAGGAAGAGCAUUCGUGUAGCCGCCAGAGGGUUCUCACACUCCAACCAAGUAUUUAAGGGUUAAUAGGGGGCACUUUCCUCGGUGCCACCCCCUUUUAGGGUCCUCACUGCCCUAGAAAAAGGAGUUGUUUGGUUUCUUCCCUAAGAGCCAUCUCUAGUGGAGAGGAGCUGCGGCAGGUCGUGGGGAGGAGAGGAAGUGCACGGUUGUCUGUAACGUGCUGCCGGGUCCCAGAAUGAAGGAGUGAGGUCUCCCAACUGCCUGUGCCGGAUCCCCGACUCGGGAGCCCGCUGCAGUCUGAGUUUACCGAGAGCACCCUGAGGCAAGCAGGGUAGCCGCCUGGUCCAGGAAUGUUCACCCUUGCAGAAGUUGCCUCUCUCAAUGACAUCCAGCCUACUUACCGUAUCCUGAAACCAUGGUGGGAUGUAUUUAUGGAUUAUCUGGCUGUUGUUAUGUUGAUGGUCGCCAUCUUUGCCGGAACCAUGCAGCUUACCAAAGAUCAGGUGGUCUGCCUUCCAGUGUUGCCAUCCUCAGUAAAUUCAAAAGCACACCUCGUGUCAGGAAAUGCUGAUGUGACCACUGAUGUCCCGAAGUUUGAAGUCUCCACAGAGCAAGACCAAGGCCGGGGAACAACCAGACCCACAUCCUUUGAUGAGGCAGUUGCAGUAACCCCUGGCUCACCUCUCAUCAGGGCUGGCUCUCCUCACACAGAUUCCCCUGUCCCAAAUCAGGAGGUGAGAAAGGAGAUCAGAGACCCUACAGGUCGGAAAACUAACUUGGAUUUCCAACAAUACGUAUUUAUUAACCAGAUGUGUUACCAUGUUGCUCUUCCAUGGUAUUCCAAGUAUUUUCCCUACCUUGCUCUAAUACAUACUAUUAUUCUCAUGGUCAGUAGCAACUUUUGGUUCAAAUAUCCCAAAACGUGCUCAAAAGUGGAACAUUUUGUUUCUAUAUUAGGAAAGUGCUUUGAAUCUCCUUGGACUACAAAAGCACUGUCUGAAACAGCGUGUGAAGAUUCAGAGGAGAACAAGCAGAGAAUUACUGGGGCCCAGUCUCUACCGAAACAUGUGUCCACCAGCAGCGAUGAAGGGAGCCCCAGUGCAAGUACCCCCAUGAUCAGCAAAACUGGCUUCAAGUUUUCAGCUGAGAAGCCUGUCAUCGAGGUCCCUAGCAUGACUAUUCUAGAUAAAAAAGACGGAGAACAGGCCAAAGCCCUGUUUGAGAAGGUGAGGAAGUUCCGCGCCCACGUGGAAGACAGCGACCUGAUUUAUAAACUGUACGUAGUCCAGACUGUUAUCAAGACAGCCAAGUUCAUUUUCAUUCUGUGUUACACUGCUAACUUUGUCAAUGCCAUCAGCUUUGAGCACACCUGCAAGCCCAAAGUGGAGCACCUGACUGGCUAUGAGGAGUUUGAGUGCACUCACAACAUGGCGUAUAUGUUGAAAAAGCUGCUCAUCAGUUACAUCUCCAUUAUUUGCGUCUAUGGUUUUAUCUGUCUCUACACCCUCUUCUGGUUGUUUCGGAUACCUUUGAAAGAGUAUUCCUUUGAAAAGGUGAGGGAAGAGAGCAGUUUCAGUGAUAUUCCGGACGUCAAGAAUGACUUUGCCUUUCUUCUACAUAUGGUCGACCAGUAUGACCAACUGUACUCCAAGCGUUUUGGUGUCUUCUUGUCCGAAGUCAGUGAAAAUAAGCUUAGGGAAAUUAGCUUAAAUCACGAGUGGACCUUUGAAAAACUCCGGCAGCACGUGUCUCGCAAUGCCCAAGACAAGCAAGAAUUGCACCUCUUUAUGCUCUCGGGGGUCCCCGACGCUGUGUUUGACCUCACAGACCUUGAUGUGCUCAAGCUGGAACUCAUCCCGGAAGCCAAGAUCCCAGCUAAGAUUUCCCAGAUGACGAACCUGCAAGAGCUUCACCUCUGCCACUGCCCCGCCAAGGUGGAACAGACGGCUUUUAGCUUCCUCCGAGACCACUUGAGAUGCCUUCAUGUCAAAUUCACCGAUGUGGCUGAGAUCCCGGCCUGGGUGUACUUGCUGAAGAACCUUCGGGAGUUGUACUUGGUGGGCAACUUAAACUCGGAGAACAAUAAGAUGAUAGGGCUGGAGUCUCUGCGGGAGCUGAGGCACCUUAAAAUCCUCCACGUGAAGAGCAAUUUGACCAAAGUUCCAUCCAAUAUCACCGACGUAGCCCCGCAUCUCACCAAGUUAGUCAUUCACAAUGACGGCACUAAGCUUGUGGUACUCAACAGCCUUAAGAAAAUGAUGAAUGUAGCCGAGCUGGAACUGCAGAACUGUGAGCUGGAGAGGAUCCCUCAUGCCAUUUUCAGCCUCUCCAAUUUGCAGGAGCUGGAUCUGAAGUCCAACAACAUACGCACAAUUGAGGAAAUCAUCAGUUUCCAGCAUUUGAAAAGACUGACUUGCUUGAAACUGUGGCAUAACAAAAUUGUGAACAUUCCCCCCUCCAUUACCCACGUCAAGAAUCUGGAGUCACUUUAUUUCUCCAACAACAAGCUUGAGUCCUUGCCCGGGGCAGUGUUCAGUUUACAGAAACUCCGAUGCUUAGACGUGAGCUACAACAACAUUUCAGUGAUCCCCAUAGAAAUAGGGUCACUCCAGAACCUGCAGCAUUUGCAUCUCACCGGGAACAAAGUGGACGUUCUGCCCAAACAGUUGUUUAAAUGCGUUAAAUUGAGGACUUUGAGUCUGGGGCAAAACUGUAUCACCUCAAUCCCAGAAAAAAUUGGUCAGUUAUCACAGCUCACUCAGUUGGAACUGAAGGGAAAUUGCUUAGACCGCCUGCCAGCCCAACUAAGUCAGUGUCGACUCCUCAAGAAGAGUGGGCUUGUGGUGGAAGAUCACCUCUUUGACACGUUGCCAACAGAGGUCAAGGAAGCAUUGAACCAAGACACAAAUACCCCUUUCGCAAACGGGAUCUGAGUGGAGAUCGCACAUACCCACACCCAUGGGUGGGAGAGACUUUCUAGGUUGCAAAUGCUUGUAUAUGAGUUAUUGCAAGAGGAUGCAUUAGGAGGAGAGACACCUCUAAAGGAGAGAGAGUGAGCAAGAGAGUGCGAGAAUGAGAAUGAGUAGAAGAAGCCUGAUAGGAGGCAUAACCGAGUGUUCCGUGUUCAUAGUGUUUCAAGACAACAUUUCCAAAUCUUUUUUUCUGCUUCUUCUUCUUUUUUUUUUUUUGGUGGGAAGGACAAAUUAUAAUCACUAAUCUCGAUUUCUUUUUAAAUUGUAACUUGGAUGCUGCCGCUGUUGAAUGUUUACAAAUUGCUUGCCUGCUAAAGUAAAUGAUUAAAUCCACAUUUUCUUACUAUACAACCCUCUCCCUAGGUGUCUGUAUUUAUUGGAGGCCUGACCAUUAGACCAAUACUUGGAUUAACUAAAGCCCCUAAAAGCCCAUGCAUGAGAGGUAGUUCUGCUACUAUGGCUUUCCUUUUAUGCUUCAGUUUAAAAGGAUCAAAUUCUAUUCCAUAUCAAAUGUACGCAUCUAAUACAUAUUUGACUCAGGGUAUUGCCAGAGCUUGGUUUUAUAGCUCUCAUUUUUCUGGAGACUAUAAUAUGUAGAAAAGAGACCAGGCUCUGGGGCUACCCCUGUGAUUUCAUUGGUACAGGAAAUUCUCAGGUGAGGAACCCCUCCACCACUUUCUCUGUAACUCAUACAGUUUAAAAGACUUGCCUAGUCAACCAGGAGGUUAAGUGACUUGCCUAGGGUCACAAGUCAGUAUAUGUCAAGGGCAGGACUUGAAUCCACUUCUUCCUUUGAAACCAGCUCUCUAAGCACUAUCACAUGCUGCUCUGAUUGGAUGUGACUUUUAAAAAAAUAAAAGUUUUUUUGAAAUACACAUCCUCUCUGUAGCAGCUACUUCUUUUAUUGUAUUUUUUCUAUUAACUAAAAUCUGCCCCCCUCCCUCUCUCUCUCCUACCUCCCCUCGCCCAAUUAAAAAAGAAAGAAAAGCAAAGCCUUGUAACAAACACAUAUAGUAAAUCAAAGCAAAUUCCUACAUUGGUCACAUCCAAGAUUAUGUUUGGCUUAUUCUGCCCUCUGUGGCCCCUCACUUCUCAGGAGGUGGGUAGCAUGUUUCAUCAUGAGUCCUGUGCAGUCAUGGUUGGUUAUUAGUGGGUACUUUUACAAAGCCGUUGACAGCCUUUAACAGCUUCUCCUCCCAUCAAUAUCUUAUGGGUUUACCAUUAAUUGGAAAGUGUGCAUCCUUCAGAAAUGAAAAUUAAUUUGUCCAUAACCUCACCAAAAUAAAGAAUUGUGCAGUUGAUCCCACACAGUACAUUUGGCUCAAAGUAAAUUAAAAUACUCUAUGAUAGCAACAAGUGAAAAAAUUAAAUAGGACUUUAAUUCAGUCUGCUUUUGAAAAUGUUAGCCUUUCCUAUACAGUUUAGUGACAAGCUGUAUUUCCUGUGUUUGACCAUGUCUGAGUAAGGUCACAUCUAGGGAAAUACCAGCCACAUUCACCUCUCAGGGCGUACUACGGUCACUCUCUUCAAAUGUCCGGUAAUGGCUUAUAAGAUCACUGCCAAAUAUUUUUAAGUCUCUCUAAACCCAGUGGGCCAUUAUUUAGCCAGGUGACUUCCAAGGUCCUCUCCAGUAAACAAAAUAUUCAUUUGAAAGAUAAUUCAAAACUGGUGGACGGCCAUCUUCAGUCCAUUGGAGUAUAAUCAUUUUCAUAUUUUGGCAGAUGUUUACUCAGCUAAAUACAUAUUACGACUCCAGCUUUCCCUUAGCACUUAGACUUUGCCCUUCAUUUCAUUUCAUUGUGUUUUGUUGUCGAAGAAUGUAAUACUCCUUUUCUCAUGUCCUGAUUUGUCAUAUGGCCCUGUUGGCCUUUCAACAUUUUUAUAUUUGUAAUAAGAUAAGGCUUUUUGCUGUUUCCUUUUUAGAUUGUCUAAUGUGCUUUUGGUUGAUUUUUUUUUUCACCUUCAGAAUUAAAGCCAGUUUGCUUUAUUAUUCCUGGAUGAUCAGUUGACUCUUUACCCAUAAGCUGUGUUCCAAAACAGCAUUUUAUAUUUGUUUUUCUCUGUAUAUGUCUUCUGCCCCAGAGAAUCCCAAGACCCAGCUUCUUUUAAAAACAGAAUUCAUCUAACAGUGAAGUAAAAGCAUGAAUAUUUGGCACUUAAAAUAAUUCCACAAUGCCAGAGCUUUGCUUUCACCAAGAAUUUUAGACUUCUCUCUCUCACCACUGCCUUUUCCUUUUAUCCCCACCCACGGACCCAUAUCCCAUUACCUGCCCGUCCUUUGGCAGAGAGGCAGGCAGUUCAGUGUCCAAAGGUUGACAGCAAAACUAAGGUCCUAGUCAGUCUCUGAGUAAUAGCAUUGAUUCAAAUACAGAGUUUUACCCUUGACUAAAGCAGUACUAAUGUCUCCUUUGGCCUCAGUGAGUAAAAAAGAACAACCAUUAUCCUUUAGGAUAUGAGUGAGCACCACAAAGAAUAUUUUGCUCUAGAUGCUAAAGGAUUAUUUGGAUGAAGAUCUGUCUUUAAGCUAGCCAGAUUUUAAGGGUUAAUGAAGGAUCGGACAAUGUCUUCAUAACUUCUUGCCACCAUGUGCAAAACUGCAGAAAGAAAGGAAUAAAACUAAAUUCAUAUCUUUGCCUGUGCCUGGUAAGAACUGUGGCCAUCCAUCAUAACAAUGGGGUCUAUCCAGAGAUGGGUCCCAAAAGAAUGAACCUUUGCCCGAUUCAUUAGCUUCCACCUUCAGGUCGUGACCUACAUUAGCUUCCUUAGGUUUUACCAAAAGAAAGGGUUGAAAAGACUUCAUGAGAAAAGAUGUGUGUUCCAAUGUCCAAGUCAGACAUUCUCCACCCAGCCAGCCAGCCCUUAAGGGAACCAGGAGCCUUUGAGGGUAGGGAGAGGUCAAGCUGUUUCAGGACCAGCCCCUUACCGAGAUUUAACACCUGCAACAUGCAUCUGCUGAUCACAGGAGUUUAUCACUUCUAUCUUUGCUUGUUGGCUUAGGAGAACAAGAUGCUGAGGGGACACUAAGAGUAUCUGAGUUGCACCAACCAUGCCGCUGAAAAGUUAAGGGCUAAUUUUGUAUUGUGAUCGCUGUUGUUACAUGUGAAUCUCAUCAUUUUGUUGUUGUUUUUUAAAAGGACUCUGUUUUCAUGUCCUUUGAGGCCUGUGGAUUGCAAAACCUCAUUAUUCUGGUUUAGAGGAGCACUGAGCAAAGGCUGAAUGCUCCAUGAGGACAAAGAUUGUGUCUUACUUCUCUUUCUGUCUUUAGUACCUAGCACCAUCUCUGUACUUGAUAAAUACAAGCUUCCCAGAACCAGCAUUCCAGCAAGCAACAUCUUAGCACAACAACAUCAGUAAUAAAUUAUAACCAAACCAACAUGGUACAACGGAGCACUGACUCAGUAGCCCGGCGACCUCCCCUCCUUUAGGUUGACUUCCUGUGCACCUUUAGGCAAGUCACUGAAACUGGGCCUCAGUUUCCCCAAAUAUAGAAUAAGGACUUUGGACUUGGUGGCCUCGGAAGUUCCUUUGUGCCUCCAGAUCUUUGAGCCCACCAUGAUGUUGCAAAACCUUGCUAUAAACAUGUUCCUAUCUCUCAUUCAUGACAUUGUUCUUAUGGAACUGGCAACUUUCUGUAAUUUUUUGCCUAAGGUGUUCUUGUGAAACUAGUGAACAAAGUUGGGUGGCAUUAAGUUUGCUUACAUUUAUUAGCUGUCUGGAGGUCAGUAGCUUUUACAUAGCCCAAGGAUUCUUAACCUAGGGUCUUUGCAAUUUAUUGUUUUUUUUGACAACUCUGUUUCAAUAUAAUUGUCUUCCUUUGUAAUGCUGUGUAUUCUGUUUUACACAUUCACUUAAAAUGUUAUUCUGAGAAAGGGUCCAUAGACUUCUCCUGAUGGCUUUAGCCCAGUAGUGGAUCCUCAUACCUGUGGCAUGGAGAAGCUCUAGGUGACCAACUAGUUUGCUUGGUGGAUAAAAUGUGGAACUUCCUGCUUCCCAGCCUUCCCUUGGAGGGAUUAUUCUGAUUUCAUCUGAUAUAGUGACAGAUGACAAAGUUUUUGGUAAUAGGUACUGUCACCCAAGCCUCAUUCCACUCUUCUCUCCGUGCUCCAUAUGUACUCUAUACCAGUAUCUAUUGAUAGAUAACUCGAGAGAUGGACGGGGAGCUAUAGCUGUGGAGCUUCUAUAGCCUUCCGCCAUCCAUUUCCCUUGAUCCCUUGGACCAUAUGCUAUGCUGACAUCUCACGUGCCUUAACCUGCCCUCCUACAUUGUUAGCAGUGUUUGAUAUAUUGGGGAUGUUUUUUCAAGUUGGUUAAAAUACCAAAGCGUCCCUUAACCAUUCACCAUGUCCGUGAAUGUUGAGUCAUUCUAACUGGAGCUCACAAUAAUCGCUGUUUGGGAUUAGAAGUCUCUAUAGCAGCAGAACUCCCAAAAUUAAUGGGAGGAAAUAGGGUGGGUGUGGAGAAUAACAUUAAUACCUGUUCUUCGAUGUUAGAAUCACCCUUCAGCAGUGUCUAUUUUUUAAUCAACACUUUGGGCUUAAAACGAAUGGGCAUUAGCUGUCUCCAUGCAAUAGAAACUAGCAGUAUACCUGGACUGCAGAAUUUCUAUUAGCUUAAUGGAAUAAACUAUUAAAAUGA
This is a messenger RNA of Phascolarctos cinereus (koala), 7703 nucleotides long. RefSeq names its product leucine rich repeat containing 8 VRAC subunit D (gene LRRC8D). Lineage: Eukaryota; Metazoa; Chordata; Mammalia; Diprotodontia; Phascolarctidae. The record is from RefSeq and is a predicted model, not a curated record. Gene Ontology annotation, cellular component: cytoplasm. Gene Ontology annotation, molecular function: protein binding.